GCAGCCCGCAGUCCGGGUGAACCACAACAUUGGUUCCGUUUUCUCGGCCCGGCGUUUCUCCAGUUACUUCCUGAAAGAACAACCUUGGAACCUAACCCUCUCGCGGGAGAAUGGAAGGGGACAAAGCCUCCUCUCCCGAGAUCUCGAGCCCGGAAGAAGGCCGCAGCGAGGGAAUAUCGGAGUACGAAAGGCAGCGGCUCUCGAGGAUAAAGGAGAACAGGGCGAGGCUCGAAGCUCUCGGGCUUCCCCAACUCGCUUCCUCCCUGAUCGGUUCUCUCUCCGAGCGCCGGCGGCCCGGCGAAGAUGGGAAGGGAAAGAAGAAGGCGAAGAAAAGGAAGGGAGUUGGACGUAGCAGCGCGGAUGAUGAGGACGAUGAGGAAUACCGACCGUCGGAUGAAGAUAACGAAGAAGAAGAAGAAGAAGACGUGGAGAGUUCUUCCUCAAGCGAAGAGGAGAAGGAAAAAGACAAGAGGCGUCCUUCUGGUUCGCGUCGAAAGGGAAAGAAAAGAAUUUCCUUAAAUGCAACAAAGCUCAGGAAAAGUUUGGAUGGAGAAGGGGACAUGAAAAAAUCUGAUGAUUUCAUUGAUGACGAUGUUGCCAUAAAGCAGGCAAUUGCUCUCUCACUUGGAGAAGCGAUGGAGGAGUCAGGUGUAGCAGGAUUUUCUCAAAAUUCUGGUACCAACAUAGCUGAUUCCAGUCCUCAUGGAAAAAAAGAUAGGACCAGCUUACAAGAAACUGUUGGGAAAAGGAAGAACAAAAAAUUGAGUAAGAGUCGGGUGCAACUAAGUGAAGAUGAGGUGGUUGCUUACUUCUUUUCUUUUGAUGAAGUGGGAAAAGGCCACAUCACAGUACGGGAUCUACAAAGAAUGGCCAUUGCUCAUGAUUUUACUUGGACAGAUAGUGAAGUUGCCAAUAUGAUUCAUUGCUUUGACAGCAAUGGAGAUGGAAAGCUUAGUUUGGAUGAUUUUCGAACCAUUGUUUCUCGAUGCAACAUGAUGCAGGAGCCUGAAGAGUGUUAAAGUUGUGGUUGCUGUUCUGUUUGCGAAGUCAGAUAUUCCAUUCUGAGGGAAUAUUGUUUGGCUGGUGCAUUUGUUUGGCAGAAUUGCUCCCCGUCUAGCUCAGUUGGAGAUGCUUGUCUAUAUAUACUGAAUGAUGGAGAGAGCCAAGGGAAGAAAGUGAUGGUUGGUUACAGCUUCCAACAAUAGUUAAAUGUUGUUUGUGUUAACAAUGGAUAGAUGUUAAUCUCUC
This is a messenger RNA of Elaeis guineensis (African oil palm), 1248 nucleotides long. RefSeq lists its product as uncharacterized. The record is from RefSeq and is a predicted model, not a curated record. NCBI's taxonomy places the organism in Eukaryota, Viridiplantae, Streptophyta, Magnoliopsida, Arecales, Arecaceae. Gene Ontology annotation, molecular function: calcium ion binding.